Messenger RNA from Drosophila eugracilis, 781 nucleotides. It is a transcript of the gene hui, whose product is annotated as secreted protein C. The record is from RefSeq and is a predicted model, not a curated record. The transcript is spliced from 4 exons. The coding region runs from base 99 to 704 and encodes 201 amino acids. NCBI's taxonomy places the organism in Eukaryota, Metazoa, Arthropoda, Insecta, Diptera, Drosophilidae.
AUAUAUAAGCGCCGAACAGCCGGAACGCGAGCUUAGUCGUUUUGGAACUUUUCACGCGUUCGCUGCCUCAGUCUUUCGUUUUGCCCUCCUAUCUCACAAUGAAGUACGCUGUGAUUGCCAUCGCCCUGUUUGCGAUUUCUGCUGCUGCCGCCUCUUCCGCUGGCCAAUUCCUGCCCCGUGCCUUCUUCACAUUGGACGCUCAGGGCCACCAGUCGGAUGUCCACCCAGUGAAUGCCCAUCUGCUGAGGCGUCUGCGUCGCCAGAUUUACAGCGCGUCCUCUUCCUCAUCGUCUUCAUCCUCGUCCAGUGGAAAUGGUGGCACUAUCACCUUUGCCUCGCACUCCGUUCAGAAUUCCGAUGGAUCUGGACAAUCUGGUUCCACUUACACCCAGCAGUCCGCUCCAGUGGCUCCAGCGGCUGGUGUGAGCUUUCAAAACCGUUUCGGUGAGGACUCCGCAUCGGGCAACCCUAGCUCGGGUAGUGCCGGCAUUCAAUCCUCCGGAUCAGUCGUAACCAACAACGGAUAUGGCAGCACUGGCAGCACCUUUGGUGCCACCAACAACUAUGGAUCCGUUCCUUACACCCAAAUUCAACAGACCGUCUCCAGUUUCGAUGCUAAUGGCAACCAGAAGGUGACCACCAUUCAGGGUGCCACCGAUCAUACUGGUGCCCUUAACGUCGUCAAGAAUGAGUACUCAACUUAAGAAGAAUUCUUCUUAUAAAUUUAGUUAUAAUCGAUUGUAACGAAGUCAAGUUAAUAAAUUAAAAAGAGGUAAAUUAA